Bombina bombina (fire-bellied toad) is the source of this 1473-nucleotide messenger RNA. RefSeq names its product pinopsin-like. Gene Ontology annotation, molecular function: G protein-coupled receptor activity. The transcript is spliced from 7 exons. The record is from RefSeq and is a predicted model, not a curated record. NCBI's taxonomy places the organism in Eukaryota, Metazoa, Chordata, Amphibia, Anura, Bombinatoridae. Gene Ontology annotation, biological process: visual perception; G protein-coupled receptor signaling pathway. Gene Ontology annotation, cellular component: photoreceptor outer segment; membrane. Bases 1 to 1473 code for a protein of 490 amino acids.
AUGACACAGUAUAAUGAUAUUAAUGUGGAAUUCAACAGCCUAGAAAUAAAACCAGGCAAGGCUGCUCAGUAUAUAGAGGCACGUGGUGCAGCUGGUGUGAUAAAGUUAAUCUGCCUUUAUUUAAUUGACACAUCUGUCAUGAUGUCAGACAUGAAGACAAACUGGACAACUAACAUCAGUUUUGAAUCUUCUCUAUCAUUCAUAGACAAUAAUGUUUCUGAACCAAAGGGAAGUGUAAUGUCUAGAACUGGGCACACUGUGGUGGCUGUAUUUCUUGGAACCAUCCUCGUAUUUGGAUUUCUAAAUAAUUUCAUAGUUCUAAUUCUCUUCUGCAAAUUCAAAACCUUAAGAACUCCAGUCAAUAUGAUGCUGUUAAACAUCAGUUUCAGUGACAUGCUAGUCUGUGUUACUGGCACAACUCUGAGUUUCACUUCCAGCAUUCAAGGCCAGUGGAUUGGUGGGGAACACGGCUGUCAGUGGUAUGGAUUUGUCAAUUCCUGCUUUGGCAUUGUAUCAUUGACAUCACUGGCCAUCCUUUCAUAUGAAAGAUACACAACUCUAACCUUAUAUAACAAGAAUGGCCCAGAUUUUAAGAAAGCCUUGCUUGCUGUAGGAAGCACCUGGGUGUAUUCUUUAUUAUGGACAUGCCCACCUCUCCUUGGAUGGAGCAGAUAUGGAUUGGAAGGAGCAAGGACAAGCUGUUCAGUACGCUGGACCUCGGAAUCCAGAGAAUCUGUUUCCUAUAUAAUCUGCUUGUUUAUCUUCUGCUUGGUCAUACCUGUUCUUGUAAUGGUGUACUGCUACGCUAGACUUCUGAAGAUCAUCAGGGGGGUAGUUGGAAAGAUCAGAAAAACAGCUGUUCGUAAAAGAGAGUAUCAUGUCCUCUUCAUGGUGAUUACUACUGUUAUCUGCUAUCUUAUUUGUUGGAUGCCAUAUGGAGUGGUUGCCUUGAUGGCUACGUUUGGAAGGCCAGGGACUGUUACACCAGUUGCCAGUGUCAUUCCCUCAAUUUUGGCCAAAAGCAGUACUGUAUUCAAUCCAUUAAUAUAUAUACUUAUGAAUAAGCAGGUAAAUAUUCUAGACUGCAGCAAUUUGCUGUGUGGAGAGUUUCCCCUUUGGCGUGGUGUCCUUUCACUUCGGAUUUGGGCUCCUGCUGCUAUAAGGGGGGUGGCUGAGAAAAUAGAAGAAGCCCAAUCUAAUCUACAGGAGGAAGAUCUUGCUACAUCUAAUGUGUUAGCUGCUUCUAAUGUUCUGCAAGCCCUGUUGCCCACCUAUAUGGAGGAUACCAUUGCUGUUCCUUUACUGAGUCAUCUGGUGAUCCUGCUCCUGAUGCUGUUCUUGGUGAAUGGGAGAACAUUGACUGGUUUGCUGUUGUGUUCUCUGGCUCUGAGGAGAAUAUGUACAAUGCAGAAUAGAAAUCUGCCUCAAAGCGGAAAAAAGGUGGAGAUUCUUAUUCUUAUGGGAGAGUCCUGA